CACAGACCAUUCUUUGUAGAUUAUUAUAUCAAGGGUUCAGCUUUUGGCUCAUCAAAGCUAAAUGCCGCAAGACCUAUCUAGUUGCUGUGAAUUAUGCCAAGACGACAAUGGAGUGCUUUUUUAAUGGUACAAUGCAUUUCACCUACCAGAUAGGGGGAGUCCACGCUGAGAGAUGGGGAUGUCUUGUGAUGUUGGGUGAUCAGUAUCAAUGAAGGGGGUUAUUCUGAAAAGAGACAGAUUAAAAUAAAGCGCUCUUUGCUCGGGAUGUGCUGGAAGCAGUUGGGAGGGCUACCCGGAGCGGGCGGCCGCGGCAGCCCCGCGCCGCACUUUUCCCCCUCCGCACAAGAAAAUGAUCAAGUCAAUCAUGUGGACAUGCUUCAUUAUUCAUUGAACACAAUCUUUUACAACGCUCCGUUUACGUGCGGGAGUUUCUUCUACGCUUUGCUUUAAAUUUUAAGGUUUUAUUUUUACAGUUGUGACCUUCAGUACCUAUCCUGUGUCUUUUAAGAAUUUCCUCAUCCAGGGAACAGAUUCGUUGGCUUAAGAAUAACUGAGGAGGAUCUACAAGAGCUUUUGUCAUCCAUCGAUUGAAGAAUUAAACCUUGCCACACUCCAGCCAGCCAGAUGGAGAAACCAAGGCAAAGAGGUUAAAGGAUCUCUCCUGAGCCACAGAGUGUGUUGAUGUCUGUUCCCACAUGUGCACAGACUGCUAGACUUCACUGCCCUGGCUGCAGCAGGGAAGUGGGACGCCCCUUUGGCAAUCUGUCAGUGCCAACCUGAGCCGCAUCCUUUCACUGGGUUUUUUUCUAAGCUGACUGACAGUCCUUAAAACAAGUAUGCAGUUAAGCUGCUAAGAGAUGGAAGAAGCUAGUUUGUGCCUUGGUGUUUCUUCAGCUGUGUCAGAAGCUGACGCCCAUCUCAACAGCACCAUACUCAAUGGGCAAUAUUCAAUGAGUCAGAAGCUGCACCAGAUCACUUCCCAGCUCAGCCAUGCCUUCCCAGAGCUCCAGAACAGGCAGAAUCCGGAGGAGAAGGCAUCAGUGCCGCUAGAAGACAAAAGCCACAUGUCCAUAGCAAACCAGCCCAUCAGCAGUCAGAUGGCCCUGUUGGCAAACCAGCUCAAUAGAGAGGUGGAUACCAGUUUGAAUGGGCGUGUGGAUCUGCAGCAGUUUUUAAAUGGACAGAACCUGGGGAUUAUGUCUCAGAUGAGCGACAUAGAGGAUGAUGCCAGGAAAAACAGAAAGUACCCGUGUCCCCUCUGUGGGAAACGCUUUCGAUUUAACAGCAUCCUGUCACUACACAUGCGAACUCAUACUGGAGAGAAACCAUUUAAGUGUCCCUACUGUGACCACAGAGCAGCUCAGAAAGGCAACCUGAAGAUACACCUGCGUACUCAUAAGCUUGGAAACCUCGGCAAAGGUCGUGGAAGAGUCCGAGAAGAAAACAGACUUUUACACGAACUGGAGGAGAGAGCAAUUCUUCGGGACAAACAGAUGAAGAGCAGCCUCUUGCAGCCACGACCUGAUGUGAAGGCACAGCAGCACACCCAGCCAAUGCCGCUCGCAAACUGUAACUUGUCUGUGCCGCCUAAUCACAGCACACCUGAUAUUUCAAACCCUGUUCCCUCUCCAAAGCCAGUCAGUGUCCAGGAAGAAGUUGUUGCUCAGACAGCUGGGUUCAGAUGCACAUUUUGCAAAGGCAAGUUUAAGAAGAGAGAAGAGCUGGACAGGCACAUAAGGAUCCUGCACAAGCCUUACAAGUGCACUCUGUGUGACUUUGCCGCCUCGCAGGAGGAGGAGCUGAUUAGCCACGUGGAGAAGGCUCACAUAACUGCAGAGUCAGCGCAGGGCCAGGGCUCCAACGGGAAUGGGGAGCAAUCCACCAAUGAGUUUCGCUGCGAGGUGUGUGGCCAAGUGUUUAGCCAAGCCUGGUUCCUAAAAGGCCACAUGAGAAAACACAAGGAUUCCUUUGAACACUGCUGUCAGAUCUGUGGGAGGCGAUUCAAAGAGCCUUGGUUUCUUAAAAAUCACAUGAAAGUUCACCUGAAUAAGUUAUCUGUAAAGAACAAAUCUCCUAAUGAUCCCGAAGUACCUGUCUCCAUCAGCAGCAUGUCCCAGGAAGCUCAUGCAAACUUGUAUUCAAGAUAUCUGUCAUGUUUGCAGAGUGGGUUUCUUCCUCCUGACAAAGCAAGUUUAAGUGAACAAAAUCAAAUCUAUAACAAAGGAGACAUGCCCAUGAAAGAGAAAGAAGUUUUGGGGAAGCUCCUUUCACCCAUUUCUGGUAUUGGCCACAGUAUUGCUGAAGGGGAUAAACAUUCUUUAUUGGGCUGUCUCAAUCUGGUGCCUCCUCUGAAAUCCAGCUGUAUAGAAAGGUUACAAGCUGCCGCCAAAGCAGCAGAGAUGGAUCCAGUAAACAGCUAUCAGGCCUGGCAGCUUAUGGCAAGGGGAAUGGCCAUGGAACAUGGCUUUUUGUCUAAAGAGCAGCAGAUACAGCGCAGCCACGAAGACACUUUGGCAAAUGCUGGAGUUAUGUUUGAUAAGGAGAAGCGGGAGUAUGUGUUAGUAGGAGCAGAUGGCUCUAAGCAGAAAAUGCCUGCUGAUUUGGUUCACAGCACUAAAAUGGGCAAUCAGAGAGACUUGCCAAACAAACUAGACCCUUUAGAAGGCAGUAGAGAUUUUUUGUCACAUGGUAUGAACCAGGGACUCGAUUACAACUUACAAAGUCAUGGAAACGUAAAAGAAAAGCCAACUGAAUGCCCGGACUGCGGAAGGGUUUUUAGAACAUACCACCAAGUGGUCGUUCACUCCAGGGUCCACAAAAGAGACAGGAAAGGAGACGAUGAAAUAAUUCAAGGUAGUCUCGAUGAGCGACGUGGGUCUGGCAGUGAUCAAGAGUCUCAGUCUGUCAGCAGGUCGACAACACCAGGGUCCUCUAACAUUACUGAAGAAAGCGGAGUAGGUGGGGGUCUCUCGCAGACGGGGAGUGCCCAGGAGGACAGCCCACAUCCUUCCUCACCCUCCUCUUCAGACAUUGGAGAAGAAGCUGGGAGAUCUGUAGGAGUCCAGCAGCCAGCUUUACUGAGAGACAGGAGCCUUGGUUCUGCCAUGAAAGACUGCCCAUAUUGUGGAAAAACUUUCAGAACAUCCCAUCACUUAAAGGUCCACUUGAGAAUACACACAGGUGAGAAGCCUUACAAGUGUCCACAUUGUGAUUAUGCUGGUACUCAGUCUGCAUCCCUCAAAUACCACUUGGAACGACACCAUCGGGAGCGACAGAAUGGAGCAGGACCACUCUCUGGGCAGAGCGCAGGUCAAGAGCACAAAGAUGAGACAUCAAGUAAAAGUUCUGUGUUUAUUAGGCCAGAUAUUUUGAGAGGAGCCUUCAAGGGACUUCCUGGUAUCGAUUUCCGAAGUGGCAUGGUCUCGCAGCAGUGGACGUCAGGAAUGCUGUCUUCUGGAGAUCAGCAAGGACAAGCAGCUAGCAUGUCAUCUGAAGUAUCUUCAGAAAAUAUGAAAGGGUCAGACAUAUCUUCCAAAGGAACACACUUCUCUGAACUUGGCCGUGCUUACCAGAACAUGGUUGGGAACGGUGUGAACUUUCAAGGGUCUUUGCAAGCUUUCAUGGACAGCUUUGUCCUAAGUUCUUUGAAGAAAGAAAAAGGAAUGAAGGAUAAAGCUCUCUCAGAUCCGCUUUCAGCAAAAGCUCUGGGCUCAGAUGGUGGUGAGGAAAAGAUAAACAGCAAGUCCUCACAGCGAAAAACAGAAAAGUCCCAAUACGAACCUCUGGACUUGUCCGUAAGGCCAGACGCAGCCUCCCUGCCGGGGUCAUCUGUUACUGUGCAGGACAAUAUUGCUUGGCAUGGCUGCUUGUUUUGUUCCUUUACCACUUCAUCUAUGGAACUAAUGGCUCUGCACCUCCAGGCCAAUCACUUGGGCAAGGCUAAACGUAAAGACAACAUCAUAGGCAACAACAAAGACCAGUCUAGGGAGACUUCAGCCUCGGUGAAUAAAGUGAGCUUGCUCCCCUCUUCUGUGCAGUCCAGCAAGGAGGCAGGAGUUUCAAACAUGCUGAGCCAGCUGGACUCAGCUUCUGAGAAAAUGACCCAAGGACAAAGUAAAGAGACCCUGGGAGAGCAAAAGAGCACUGCCUGGCCCAGCCACAUGGAAUCCACUUUUUGUAAUUUUACAACAGACUUCUAUAAGCAGUUUGGUGUUUAUCCUGGUGUUAUUGGCACGGGAACACAAAAUUCUUGCACCAGUAAUGAAUCCGAAAUCAAAACACAAUCUGAAGAUGACCCAAAUAUUCUGCUCUCUGACUCUGUAAAUAAAAGUGCUACUGAUGACCUUUCUGACAUAGCUUCAUCUGAGGAUAUGGAAUCUUCCAAGGAAGAAAACAUUGAAGAUGAGGACAUUGACACAGAACCAGAUAUUAUGAAUAAGCAGUUGUCUGCCCUAAAUAAAGAAAGCAGUGAAGGAGGCGACAAUAUACAAAGUGGAGUCACCUCACAACCAACACAAGGGCUCAUAUCACCACUGCCACAAGCUUCAGAAAAGCAGUGGCACAGUCAGAAUCUUCUCUCCUCACAUGAAACUGCACAAGGAGUGAUGAAACCCGAACAAGUUCAGGGUCCGCAGGUCCUGGAGAAGCAGAUGAACAUGUUGUCAGUCCUAAGAGCUUACAGCUCUGAUGGCUUAGCAGCCUUUAAUGGACUUGCAAGUAGCACAGCAACUAGUGGAUGUAUCAAGAGACCUGACUUGUGUGGUCACCGGCCUUUCCAGUGCAGAUACUGCCCAUACAGUGCCUCUCAGAAGGGAAACCUGAAGACCCACGUUCUCUGUGUCCAUCGCAUGCCUUUCGACAACAGCCAGUAUCCCGACCGCAGGUUCAAGCGCUCCAGGGUUGACUCCGAAGCUUCUGGGAAUUUGGAGGAACCUGCAGCUGUCAAGCCGGGGAGCUCGGCAGAGCUAACGGAGGAGGGCAGCAAGGCCCAGGAGUGACACUGCUCGGCGGGUCCCUCUCCGUCCUGCAGUAGCCUUUCACACCAGGUUUAGAUUCGUGUUUGGGUGAGAGCUGGCUUAAAACACCUUCCAAGGGAAGGGGUGACAAGUUCCCAGAAGUGUACAGGAUGCUGAAAACAUUUAAGUAUAUGUAUAUGUACAUGGACACACGGACAUAUAUAUAUAUUUACGGACACACGGAGAGAUUCAGUCACACACACACUGAAUAUAUAUCUACAUACACACACACACACACACAAAAUACACACAUUCCAUAUGUGUGUGUGUGUGUAAAUAUAUAUAUUACACACAGAAAAUAAAUUUUCCAGCCCUUGAAAAUGGCUGCUAAACAGUUACCUGGCAACAAGUACUUCCAAACAACGUAGGUGGGUUAAUAAAGUGAUUUAAAAAUGUUGAGAGGUCGUUAGUUAUUUAAAAAGCAGGGCAAUAUCAAACUUAAAAGUGGUCUUUGUCCAAAAAUAAUGCUCUUAACAGAAAAAUGAUACCCUCUAAAUGAUUUAGUGUUGCCUUGAAGAUUGAGGGGCUGUGUUUUCAUUGUUGAAAACACCUUUAUAAUAUGACACCAGCUGCUGUCAUUUGCCUAGCAUAGUAAUGAGAUGUCUUGGUAGACUGCCAUGGUGCCAGUCUGACUGGAGCUGUCAUUGCAGAGAAAAUCAAUUCAAGUGGUGUUGCAACUGCAGUGUAGGAGAAACCUUAGACGGCCCAUAAGCUGGGGUCAGUACUGACCUAUAUUGAAAAGUAUUGUGAUAUUACAUUUUCUUUUUUUUUUUUUUUUAAUAUACAGCCAAAUGAAUCAAUGGUUAGAAAAAAAAAAUCUGCGGCCUGAUGUGUGAUUGCAGAUUUGAAAUGUAAUUCCAUUUUUUGUAAUCAUCUUGCAGUAUUGAGGGAAAUGCUUUUAUUCUUUUUUUUUUUUCCUUGUUGAUGAAGAAGUAAGUUGCUAUAAAAGUAGAAGUACAAUAUAUAGAAAUAUUGUUUAGUGAAACUAGUCAGCCUUAUCUAUAGAAGGUGCUGGUGAGAAACAGAAUUUUAUUACAUAGGAGAUUGGUAAUUUUUUUUCUUCUUCCAUUCUUUUCUUAUUGGUUUUUCAAACUUCCUUUAAAUUCCUUUUUUUUUUUCACACUUGAAUGAAGGAUUCCCUGGUCAUGGUUAAUUUUCAUAUAUUAGUUUUUGUAAGUGUUACAGACACAGUGCAGAAGUUUCUUCUGGAGCAAGCCCUUAUAAAGUAGCUUGACCUAAAUUAUGAAUCCAAACUUUCUGUUCUUUGUCUCUAAUGAAGAAAAGUGUUUUAGAUUAUAUUUCUUUGGUUUUGUAAAACAAAUGUGUUCUAUAUUUUUGCAGAUUUUAGCUUUUUUACUGAUUGGAUGCUCCAAAUUUAGGAAGGUCUUUGCCACAUAGAAAGCUGUUGAGAGACUAUAAAGAACCACAUACUUAAAAAAGUAAGAAAAAUAACUAAAGGUUUAUUCUGGAACUCUCUGAAUGGCAUAAAAUUUUAUCCUUCUAAUGUACUUCCUUUGAUAGAAGCAAAAUUGGUGCUGUUUAUUGCAAUGGUAGAGAAGUAUUAACUUCUUCUAAAACAAAAUCAUCCAGACUUUAAAAAAAAAAAAAGGAAAAAAAUUUUUAAAAAAGUCAAUAUUUCUUUGCAGGCUGGGAGCACAGAGUAAAACCCCAGGGCCUUAAAACUUCAGCUCUGCCUAAAGCAGUUUACAAAAAAUACUAAACUGCAAUCAAUGUAAAUAAAAUUCUUAGCGCUACCCUGAGACUGGAAAAAAAAAAAUCUCAGGCUAAUAAGGAAUACGGUUUGCAUAUGCUGUCGGAAAGGAUGUCAUCCAACUGAAGUUUCAGUUUAAAUGAGGUCACUGUGUAACUUGGACCCAUCUGGCACAGAGCAAGCUGCUUUUCUUGUUUUUCUAGUAUAGUUCUCACUGCCUUACUUAAAUCGAGUUGAUAAACUUAAUGCAACUGUUUCUAUGAUCCUAGAUAAAGGAUUGAAAUGUUAUUGAACCUUUCUGACUGUAGUAAGCUUUAGGAUUUUAACUGCACUACUGUGUUUGGUGACUGUGUCAGUCGCUUGCUUUGUGUGUUUGCGCCGCCUUCGGUAUCUUAGCAAAAAAAAAAAAAAAACAAAAAAAAAAGAGAGAAAAAAAAAACAAAACCACCCCACACAUUCCAUUUCUUGCACUUUUUGAGCUCUUUCAGUAUUCUUUUGUGUCUUCUGAGCAUUUUCAGAUACGACAGGCAAUAAUUCUGUUUGUGACACUGGAAACAUCUCCCGCUCCUUGUGAUGUGUGUGUUGAUUCCAUUUGGUCGGGUGCUACUGUCCCUUCCUCCCCUCUGACAUAGCCCUUUUUUCCAGAACAUUUGUAACUUGUAAUACAAACAAGUGACAGCAGCAGUGAUGCAUUGUCAGUUUCUGAAUAUCAUCAUGCUUCUCAUAUCUAAACAUGUCAAGUUUUUUCUCUGUAACUUCUGUAGUCUGUGAUACUGGUCAUAAUACUGUCUACAUUCCUACACAAAGAAAAAUUUCUAUCUUGGAGGAAAUCUGAGAUCAAUAGAGUAGAGGAUUUUGUUGCUAUGCUUGUAACAAUUAGAAAACUUUGUAUUUAAAGUUUAUUCUUGGUCAUUAUUUAUUAUUAUAAUACAUCAGUUGACAGAACUUUAUUCUGGUAUAGAAGUAUUAAAAGUUGUUUUUUCAGCAAUGACUGUUUUCUUUCUGCUGUUAGAAUAAAAAUGUCUUUGAAGCAGUACAGUUUUAUCCAGUGUUUUACGCAAUAAAACCUCUACCUCUGAAAAAAAAAAGUUUUCCUACUUGCUUAUGUUUAUUAGGAACAGUUAAAACAUUAUUUUCUUCAGCUUUGUCAGAUUUAAAAAGAAAAAAAUUAAUGCCAGUAAAUUCACAGUUGUUAGGCAGUUACUGGAGUGUAUUAUGCUGGGUGUGUGUGCUCAGUCCACUUAUUAAUCUGAACAAAUCUAUAUACAGUAUAUACAUAUAUAUAUUAUAUAUAUUGUGCUUAAUUAAAAGACUGUGGAAAUCUGUUUUAGCAUGUAGUAAUAAUUGUUUUAUAUACUACUACUUAUGUACUAUAGAAAAAGUCUUGGGGUCUAUCAAGCUUUGAUUUGAAAGUGUUUGAAGUGUGUAUCAUACACUAUGAUGUAUAAAGUCAUGUUUUCACAUUAAAAAAGAUUGUUUGUAUAGAUCAUA
Molecule: messenger RNA, 8217 nt
Organism: Pseudopipra pipra
Lineage: Eukaryota; Metazoa; Chordata; Aves; Passeriformes; Pipridae
Gene: ZNF536
Product: zinc finger protein 536
Exons: 9
Coding region: 858-4997 (1379 amino acids)
Biological process (GO): regulation of DNA-templated transcription
Cellular component (GO): nucleus
Molecular function (GO): DNA-binding transcription factor activity, RNA polymerase II-specific; RNA polymerase II cis-regulatory region sequence-specific DNA binding
Source: RefSeq, a predicted model, not a curated record